AUGACCAAUCUUCCACUUCCCGGAUCGACCGAGGUUGUGUCUCCGAUUUACCUUCUUCUCGCAUGUGGCAUUGUGUUUUACAACUCUUGUCUCCGAGCUAGCAUGGUUUUAUCAUCGGACUAUUGUACUUCUAUCUUUAUUGCUUUUAUCUUUGUUGUACUAAACUCUGAGAAUGAUAUUCUCCUAAGCUUUGUACUAAGUUUGAGUGAUUGA
This is a messenger RNA of Arabidopsis thaliana (thale cress), 213 nucleotides long. RefSeq lists its product as uncharacterized. The record is from RefSeq and is marked reviewed. The coding region runs from base 1 to 213 and encodes 70 amino acids. NCBI's taxonomy places the organism in Eukaryota, Viridiplantae, Streptophyta, Magnoliopsida, Brassicales, Brassicaceae. The transcript has a single exon.